Messenger RNA from Arabidopsis thaliana (thale cress), 249 nucleotides. RefSeq lists its product as uncharacterized. Lineage: Eukaryota; Viridiplantae; Streptophyta; Magnoliopsida; Brassicales; Brassicaceae. The coding region runs from base 1 to 249 and encodes 82 amino acids. The record is from RefSeq and is marked reviewed. The transcript has a single exon.
AUGAAUUCGAUGAAGGAUCAAAAGACAAAAGCUUUAGAAUCUCUGGAAACUGGAAGAUGUGAUCGGCGGCAGCUUCUUCACCGGAUCCGAGAGACAAGAUCGGAAAGAGAAAACGCAGAAACAGAGACAAGCAUAGCUGUCUCUAAACAGAUUCUUCGAUGCUUGUCGUCUCCGGGGAAGAAGAACGAAUUCGCCAGUGACUAUCUUAACAUGAUUCCGUCGGUCACCGGCGUUAUCGCCGUCGUCUAG